Hansenula ciferrii is the source of this 1872-nucleotide messenger RNA. It is a transcript of the gene NOT5, whose product is annotated as CCR4-NOT core subunit NOT5. The record is from RefSeq and is a predicted model, not a curated record. Bases 1 to 1872 code for a protein of 623 amino acids. Gene Ontology annotation, cellular component: nucleus; P-body; CCR4-NOT core complex. The transcript has a single exon. Gene Ontology annotation, biological process: nuclear-transcribed mRNA poly(A) tail shortening; regulation of DNA-templated transcription. NCBI's taxonomy places the organism in Eukaryota, Fungi, Ascomycota, Saccharomycetes, Phaffomycetales, Wickerhamomycetaceae.
AUGUCACAAAGAAAAUUAUUACAAGAGAUUGAUAAAGUCUUCAAGAAAGUUAAAGAAGGUCUAGAGAUCUUUGAUGGCUACUAUGACAAGCUUCAAAAUUGUGAAAGUCAGUCUCAAAAGGAAAAAAUUGAAGGUGAUUUGAAAAGAGAAAUCAAGAAAUUACAAAGACAAAGAGAUCAAAUAAAGAAUUGGUUAAGUGGUAAUGAUGUUAAAGAUAAGAAUAAUUUAUUGGAAAAUAGAAGAUUGAUUGAAAAUGCCAUGGAAAGAUUCAAAACUGUGGAAAAGGAUAUGAAAACUAAAGCUUUCUCCAAAGAAGGUUUAAGUAUGCAAAGAAUAGAUCCAAAAGAGAAGGAAAAAAAUGAACAAGCUGAUUUCAUACAUUCACAAUUGGAAGAAUUACAAUUACAAAGUGAAAAGCAUGAAGCAACAAUUGAUCAAAUUCAUAAUUCUGUUAAAAAGGGUAAAAAAUUAGAUAAUUCUAAACAACAAGAAAUUGAAAGUCUAAAUGAAUUAAUAUCAAGAAAUAAAUGGCAUUCAGAGAAAAUGGAAUUAAUCUUAAGAUUAUUAGAAAAUGAUGAUAUUGAAUCAGAGCAAGUUGCUACAUUACAAGAAGAUAUUAAAUAUUAUGUUGAAAAUAAUGAAGAUGUUGAUUUUAUUGAAGAUGAAGGUAUUUAUGAUGAAUUGGGAUUAGAAGAUAUUGAAGAUAUUUAUGGUCAUAUUGGUGAUUAUCCACAUGCUGAAGAUGUUGAUCACGAUCAUGGAUCAUCACCAAUUCAACAACAUCAUACACCUCAAAAGAAAUCAUCAAUUAGCGCACAACCAAGUGCUCCUUCAACUGCCAACACGACAACAACAACAAACAACAACCACAACAACAAUCAUAACACUAACAAUAGUCAUGGUUUACCUGCUUCUCAAUCAACAGCAGCUCCAAGUACUAAUUUGCAUAAUAAUGGUCCUAUAAAACCACCAGGAUUAUCAAAUACAAAUAUUAAUGUUCCAUCUCCAAGAAGUACAACUCCAGGAUUAAUAAGUUUAAAACCAUCAGUUGCACCAGUGAAAACGGAUUUGAAGUAUUCAUCAGUUCUGUCAGCUGGUGUUAACUCAAACAAUAAUACACCAACAAAUCCAUCAGCAAAUAUUGCAUCAACAACAAGUACUACUGCUUCUCCUUCCACCAAUACAAAUAAUAUUAAUACACCACCUGCAUCAAAAAUCAACUUGAAUACUAGUAAUACAGCUACUACACCAUCACAAGCACCACCUGGAUUAAGUAAAACAAAUACAAAUAUUACAAAUGAUAGUAGAGAAGGUACACAAUCUCCAAUAUUAAUACCAAAUGGUUUCCAAGAUUUACUUUCAUCAUUUGAAAAAACCAAAAAUUUAAUUAUAAAUCCUGUGCCUUUCCAAAAAAUUUCUAAAAUCUUAGAAACUUCUUUACUGAAUUGUCCAGAUUCUUUAGAUUCUGAUAAACCAAAAAAUUAUAUUCCAAAUAAUCCACAUCCAACAUCAAUUUAUUAUCCUCAAGAACCAUUAGCAGAAUUAAAUUAUUCCAUAAUUGUUAAGAAAUUAGAUGAAUCAACAUUAUUUUAUAAUUUUUAUUUUGAUCAAGGUAAAUAUAUUCAAAUUCAAAAUGCUCAAGAAUUAGUUAAAAGAGGUUGGAUUUUCAAUAAGAUAAAUAAAAAAUGGUGGAAAAAAUUUGAAGACAUUCAACCACCUCCAACUCCUUUAUCAAAUGGUAAUAGUAAUCAAGAAUCAUCACAAGCUGAAAAAAAAUUUUUUUGGAAAUAUUUUGAUUAUGAAGAUACUUGGUUAUCACGUCGUAAAGAUGAUUUUAAACCAAAUUCUGAAGAAUUGGUCACUGAAUUUUGA